Molecule: messenger RNA, 591 nt
Organism: Fulvia fulva
Lineage: Eukaryota; Fungi; Ascomycota; Dothideomycetes; Mycosphaerellales; Mycosphaerellaceae
Exons: 2
Coding region: 1-591 (196 amino acids)
Source: RefSeq, a predicted model, not a curated record
AUGCCUCGAGCCCCAAACCCACGUCCACAAAACGUGCGCAAAGGCAAAGCGCCCCCUUGCAGAAAGCAACCCACACCAUCGCCAUCACCAUCACUGUCCCCAUCGCCCAAGACGUCCGACUUCGAGGCCGAAAUCGAAGAUCCACAACUCUCGCCCGCGACCGCAGAUCAGGAAGCUCUAGCCCGGGCUGGUCUCUACCCAAACCCAACCACGGACAAUCUCGAUUCGCAGAAGUGGUGUACCUGUAAUAUCGACCCCUCCUCGAAAGUCGAUCUCGAGAAUAUGAUAAGGUGUAAUCAUCGCGCUUGCGAUCCUGGCUGGUACCACCUCUCCUGCGUGCAGCUGACAGAGCCGCCACCGAGGCAGUUCUGUUGGUUCUGUCCGCGGUGUGUUAACGAGGGCUUGGUAGCGGAGCAUAGGAAUGGGGUGUUUGAAUUGGGCGAUCCGGGUGCGAUGCCGCUUGUGGAGGAUUGGUGGAGGGAGGAGAAAGAGAGGCGGAGGAGUAGGAAGCUGAAGCGGAAGGGGAGUUUUGAGGGUUGGAGGGGAAGGGUGAAGAGGGCGAAGAGGGUGGAGAGAGAAGAGGGUGCUUGA